AUGCCUGGGGUAGAAAUUGAUCGAUCUACCUUAUGGAAGAAAGCUAGACAGGACAAACAUGGUAACAUCCCUGAUCCAAAGGUGGUAGAGAAAGAAAAAUUAAUUGAUAAAUGUACUAGAUGGAGACCUAGGGUAGUGAGGCCAAUAGGAGUCACGUGUUGGAUACAAUUUGUGACACUACAAGAAAAAAGGUCAGUAGUGAUCAAUUUCUCAGUGACUAAACUGAGAAUGGUCACAAAAGACCUCUCCGUCUCCGUUAUCCUGCGUGUGAUGAUGCUCGAUAUAAGUUGUCGCCAUCGUGCCGACCACAACCUGACGUUGUACUCAGAUGCUCUACGUAAAGACCUUACUGCACCCCUCUACAUCGGCAACCACCACUCUCGCAUUCUUGCCUGUACCACGGCCACUACAGCACCCCCCGCAACCCCUCCCUCCCCUACUCUUCCAGAUCCCGAUGACCCCCCCCCCGCAUGCUGUCCCCCUUCACAAGCAAGUGAGGGCCUUGUCAAGCGAGCCACCUAUUAG
Prunus armeniaca (apricot) is the source of this 525-nucleotide messenger RNA. Lineage: Eukaryota; Viridiplantae; Streptophyta; Magnoliopsida; Rosales; Rosaceae. The record is from the annotation of a GenBank genome assembly.